Messenger RNA from Mucor velutinosus, 858 nucleotides. Its product is annotated as Nickel/cobalt efflux system. Bases 1 to 858 code for a protein of 285 amino acids. Lineage: Eukaryota; Fungi; Mucoromycota; Mucoromycetes; Mucorales; Mucoraceae. Gene Ontology annotation, cellular component: preribosome, large subunit precursor; nuclear periphery; nucleolus. Gene Ontology annotation, biological process: rRNA processing; ribosomal large subunit biogenesis. The transcript has 4 exons. The record is from RefSeq and is a predicted model, not a curated record.
AUGGCACCUCAACAUAAAAAAGCAAAAUUGGAUCACAUUCCAACCACAGAAAAGCAUGAAAUAGGCAACGAUACAGUAGCAGAGGAAGAGGAUGCUGAGCCUGCUUGGAUCCGUUUAGAAGAUCUCGAGGAAGACGAUAUCGAUGAUGAAUAUGGCGACAUGGUAGUUCAGCAAAAGCUGCUGGUGAAUAACGAGGAUGCUUUGGAACGUAUUACAGAAGACAUUAAAUUGAAUGACAUGCCAUGGAUCGAGACAUUGACAGUGACAUCAAAAGAGCCUAUUCAAGUAGCCGAUGUGUUUGACGAUCUGUUGCGCGAGGAAGCAUUCUACAAGCAAGCACUCGAAGCAGCACUCGUAGGAAGAAAAUUAGCCGAGGAAGCAGGCGCUGCCUUCUUUCGACCUGAUAACUUUAUUGCGCCCAUGUUGAAGGACGACAAACAAAUGGAAGCUGUGCGUCAACGAUUGAUUGCCGAGGCCAAGGAUGGAGAUGAAGAUGCAUUGCGUAGAUUACACAUUUUUAACAAGGAGCAGAAAAAGGCCAAGAUAAACGAGAGAGCCAAACUGUUGCAAAGAAAGAGAAAGGAUGGAGCUGAAGUUACCCUGGAUGAUGAAUUCAAUGUGGAUUUAGACGAAGCCGAGAGAUUAGCGGCUGCUACGAAUACUGGAAAAUCAAAGGAUGAUAGACCUGCAAAGAACUACGAUAGAGAUUCCAAGGAUGCGAAAUAUUCCUUGGGCAAGAGAAAGAAAGGAGUACAGAGCAAUGCAAAUCCUGCAAAGAAGGGUAUGUCGCUCAAUAAGAAGAGUAGUCUCAAGCGACCAGGCAAAGCAAAGCGCCAAAUGAUGAGAGGAAGAUCUUGA